AUCUAAAUAAUCAUUUUGGAUGAUAAUUUAUUGGAAAAUGAGAUAAGGUAGCAAAUAGUGAAAAAAAUAAUAUAAAGUUUAGUUUGUCCAAUUCUGAUGAAACCAAAUACUUAGAGGAUGAAAUUAUAAUGAUUAUUAAAGCAGGUAAUAAAGAUAUUCCUAAAUCGUUAUAAUAGAUUCAAGAAUUUAAAAAGGAGUUUUAACUAGAGAAUGGCCAUUUCUAUAUAAAUCUUAAAAUUCUAGAGAUGAUUUAAUUGUUAUUAAUUUUACCUCUCAUUAUAGCAUAUACUAGGAUGGCUGCUAUUAGAAAUACAGGUAUGAUUAAUGCAAAAUGA
This is a messenger RNA of Paramecium sonneborni, 335 nucleotides long. The record is from the annotation of a GenBank genome assembly. Lineage: Eukaryota; Ciliophora; Oligohymenophorea; Peniculida; Parameciidae.